UCCGGCAGUACAUCAUAAUGCGAUGGGGGUCGAAUAAGCGCAGGCAUCGACGCUGGAUGAACCCUGGUCGUGGAUUCUACCUGGCGGACUCGAUCGUCUUGCUCCCUGGAAGUUCAUGCCGCUGGGCUCGAAUUCCCGCAGCCUAGCGAGUCAUGAAGGUUUUAGCGUUUGACAUUCUGAUUCUCUGGAACACAUGAAGUGGUUGGUCGACCCCCGACAGGAAGUUUCCUGCAGUGGGGCCCACCUCUGAAAAGACGGUGUGCCUUCCAGGACAUGCGCAAAGUGGCUUCUUCACAGACGAGUUGCUCGGCCUGUUGCAACUGAAGCGGGCCCUCGAAAGUGAAAUUCACACAUGUUUCCCAAAUCACCACGAUUUAUGUCCUGGAAUCUCGCAAGAAGGGUCACAAAAGUCAAGACUGGCAAUGGCAAGACCAGUUGGUUGAGUUCGAUGUUAUGGCCAAAACUUGGAUAAGCUUAGGUCAUCCCACCUUCCCAUCUCGAUCGAUGACCGCUUGUACGGUACGUAAGCUCGAGUAUCGUUAUAUUCUUCGAUCGUCCGGCCACGUCUCUGGUUCAAAAUAAUAUAAAGAAAUUAAGAGAAGAUCUUUAUACUUAUGUUACUUCAUUCGAUAGCAGAGGUCUGGUUCUGACUCAACUGAAGAGACUGGUUUGGGACUUCUCCGGUAUCCAUAUGGCUGCUGUUUCAUGAAGAAGCGAAGGAGAGACUUUUAGGAGCUUCAAUUGAGAAAAAUUCUGAUACAUUUUCUCGAUUGGAAUGGCUACAUACCACGGUUAUGACCCUAAGGUGCCCAUGUAUAAUACCCCAAGGGGUUUCCGGCGUGGAGUGAUGCAGGUGGAUGUGCAAAUGGCUACAGAUAUAAAAGGAGAUAAGAUAUGCGGUUAUGGUAAGGCUUCUCCUUACGUGCAGAUGAUCUAUGGUGUCGACAAGAAAACCCUCACAUCAUCUCCUCACGAAGGAGCAGGAUCAAGUCCCAUAUGGAACCAAAGGUUCGUUUGUAACUUUCAUAACGCAUCGAUGCUGCCCACUUUUGUACACUUCGAGAUUUGGAACUAUCACCGCAGCAGGAAAGACAACCAGCUUGGCCGUGUCAGCAUAGAAAACCUGCCAGAAUUUAUUGCGCGGUACCCAUAUGGAACUGGAUUUCUGUGGCUUCCUAUCUUCCGGAAAGGUGUGCACAAGGGUGACAUGAUGGUUAGGUUCUACUUUGAGGGCAAAGAUGACAGUUAUUUCGGAGAUGGUCAGUUUGAAAAGGAUCGCUGCGUUUCGUACGGUAAUCAGCUACAUUCGGAGCACUGCGCGGUUUCGGACAAAGGAUACCGGCCCCACUACAUUGUGUUGGAGGACGUUCCAGUGGCUGAACUGGCAGGAUCCAUCAUAAGCUUACAAUAAGCUUCAAUCAUAAUCUGAUCAGGAAAACAACUGCGGCUUGAUGUGACUCCACAACGCGAAUAUUACUACGUUCAAACGAUUACAAUUGACAUAGUGAGGGCUAUAUUGUACUUUUUUAUACACAAAGCCCGUUCUUUGCUGAUGUUUUGAUCUUGUGAUAAAUCUACAUGAUCCCGUUGGAGAACGAGAACUCAGCCUCCUGAUUAUCUACGCGAGGACUGUGGUUGGCGGUUAGAGGAACUAUCGGUGAUAAGAAUGUUAGAUGUCUGAGAUGGCCUUUAGCAUUCUGGGCAGCGCACGCACCUGACUGAUAGACUCAACGAAUCUAUGACCUUGGCUGCUUUCGUUCUUCUGUUCUGAUUUGAAGAACCUGCAAGUUCUGGACAGAAUUUUUUUCUGUCCAGAACUUGUAUUCUGUAUUGUAGGUCACAUGUUAGACUUACAUGGUUCAGUUUGUAUAGUAUUGCGAUCGUGGAAGCUCGCACAUAGAUGUAGGACGACUGGCAGUGCCUUAGGGGUGCAUUCAAAUGAUACACAUCUUUUAUUGCAGAAUCUUGUACGAUCGUACUCAAAACAUAACUUUUCUCCUCAUUUCUAAAUCUGUGGUUUCGUAUUCGCAGAAAGAGUUGUAUUUCAUAUUUCUUCCCGUUCACACUUUCUGCUAGAUUAGACAAUUCUAUGAAACAGUAGCGAGCAAUAGGAACCGCUUCGUCUAUCCCAUAGACCAACUCUUCCAGCGAAAGUAAAUCAGUACAAAUACUGAUAAUGUAAUCACGCUCUUCUGGAAUUAUUUGGAGGUUUUCUGCGGGUCU
This is a messenger RNA of Marchantia polymorpha subsp. ruderalis, 2223 nucleotides long. NCBI's taxonomy places the organism in Eukaryota, Viridiplantae, Streptophyta, Marchantiopsida, Marchantiales, Marchantiaceae. The record is from the annotation of a GenBank genome assembly.